Messenger RNA from Protopolystoma xenopodis, 273 nucleotides. NCBI's taxonomy places the organism in Eukaryota, Metazoa, Platyhelminthes, Monogenea, Polystomatidea, Polystomatidae. The record is from the annotation of a GenBank genome assembly.
AUGAAAGUCCCCCCAACACUCUUUCUAUUGGCUUGCGGAGAGAGUCUUGAAGGAGGUGCUCAUCACCACCUACUUGUCGUCAACGUAGAAUGCUUUUGCAACAUGGAACCGUUUAACCAGCACAUUUCCGGGGGUUCCGCCAGUAGCUUUGCGUUGAAUUUCCGUUGUAUGGAGUUGUAUUUUGCUCUGUCAACUGACAUCGUUGCCGAUUAUGCAUCCGGACAGGUACCUGGUCAGAAGUCCAAUGCCAAGAAAAAAACGAGACAAUGUUGA